Messenger RNA from Perca flavescens (yellow perch), 2856 nucleotides. It is a transcript of the gene sacm1la, whose product is annotated as SAC1 like phosphatidylinositide phosphatase a. Gene Ontology annotation, cellular component: endoplasmic reticulum. Lineage: Eukaryota; Metazoa; Chordata; Actinopteri; Perciformes; Percidae. Gene Ontology annotation, biological process: phosphatidylinositol dephosphorylation. The transcript is spliced from 20 exons. Bases 114 to 1874 code for a protein of 586 amino acids. The record is from RefSeq and is a predicted model, not a curated record. Gene Ontology annotation, molecular function: phosphatidylinositol-4-phosphate phosphatase activity.
CGGGAAAGCCGCAUUUUAAGCACUACGCCCUCUACGGUUCUACAACUUGUAUCUGGCAACCCACACAGAACCCUCACUGCUGUCGUCACUGAGGUCAGGUAGACGGAGCGAAGAUGGCGACUGCCUACGAGAGAUACAAUUUGCACACAACCCCAGAGAAGUUCUUCAUCGAGGCCUGCGAUGAGGGGGCUGAUGCUGUGCUGGCCAUCGACAGGGUCUCAAAUGAGAUGACCCUCACAGGUAAAAAAGAUGUCCCUCCCUCGGCGGUCACCAGGCCCAUAUGUGGCAUCAUGGGAACCAUUCGCCUGGUAGCAGGCAUGUACCUGAUCGUCAUCACCAGGAAGAGGAACGUGGGCAGCCUGCUGGGCCACGCUGUGUGGAAGGCUGUGGAUUUUGACGUGAUCUCUUAUAAGAAGACAGUGCUGCAUCUCUCAGAGAUCCAGUCUCAGGAGAAUAAGACUUUCCUGUCCAUGAUUAACAACGUGCUGACUACAGACGGCUUCUACUUCUGCACUGACUACGACCUGACACACACUCUGCAGCGGCUGGCAAACACCAGCCCUGACUUCCAAGAGAUGAGUCUGCUGGAGAGGGCAGAUCAGCGGUUUGUGUGGAAUGGGAACCUCCUGAGAGAACUGGCUGCACAGCCAGAGCUUCAUAAGUUUGCACUUCCUGUUGUCCAUGGAUUCAUCGUCAUGAAGCCAUGUCGUAUAAACGGAAAGAUCUUUGAGUGGAUCCUCAUAUCCAGGAGAAGCUGCUUCCGGGCCGGCGUCAGAUAUUACCUUCGAGGCAUCGACUCUGAAGGCCAUGCUGCUAACUUUGUGGAGACUGAGCAGAUAGUUUUGUAUGAGGGAGCAAAGGCUUCAUUUAUACAGACCCGAGGCUCCAUGCCCUUUUACUGGAGUCAGAGGCCCAACCUCAAAUACAAACCUAAACCUAUAAUCAGCAAAACCACCAAUCACAUGGAUGGUUUCCAGAGGCAUUUCGACUCUCAGCUUCUCAUCUAUGGGAAGCAAACUAUUCUGAACCUGGUGAACCAGAAAGGCUCAGAGAAGCCUCUAGAACAGGCUUUUGCCAAGAUGGUGUCUGGCAUGAACAACGGUAUGCUCAAUUACAUAGCCUUCGACUUCCACAAAGAGUGCAGCGCCAUGAGAUGGGACCGCCUCCAGAUCUUAGUGGAUGAUGUCGCUGAGACACAAGAGGAAUACGGUUACUUCAUGGUGAACUCGGAGGGGAAGACGGUGGCCCAGCAGAGAGGAGUCUUCCGCAGUAACUGCAUGGACUGCCUGGACAGGACCAACGUCAUCCAGAGCCUGCUGGCCCGGCGCUCCUUACAGUCUCAGCUUCAGAGGAUGGGGGUUCUGAAUGUGGGUCAGCGGAUUGAAGAGCAGGCUGAGUUUGAAAAGAUCUACAAGAACGCAUGGGCUGACAAUGCCAAUGCAUGCGCUGUACAGUACGCAGGAACCGGAGCCUUGAAAACGGACUUCACAAGAACGGGGAAGAGGACCAGGUGGGGGCUGCUGAUGGAUGGCUGGAACUCAAUGAUCCGCUACUACAAAAAUAACUUCUCUGAUGGAUUCAGACAGGACUCCAUUGACCUGUUUCUGGGUAACUUUGCUGUCGAUGAGUCUGAUGGACCCACUCCUCUUCGUGUGCAGAAGGACUGGAAGUUCCUCACGCUGCCCAUUAUUAUGCUGGUGGCGUUUUCCAUGUGCAUCGUGUGUCUUCUCAUGGCUGGUGACACCUGGACGGAGACCCUGGCUUACGUGACGUUCUGGGGGGCUGCUAGUGCCAUCACAGCCACCAUCAUCCUGUUUAAUGGCCAAGACUUUGUGGACGCCCCCAAACUGGUUCACAAGGAGAAGCUGGACUGAGUGUGUGUGUGUGUGUGUGUUUGUGUGUGUGUGCGUGUGAGUUAGUGAGAGACGAGUAUCUGGGCCCGGCAGGUUCAUAUACCUGGUGAUCUUCAGCGUCUUCUCUCCCCCCCCUCCGGUCUGGACUCCGACUGAUCUGCUGCCUCCACACUGCCCUGCAGACUUUCUCACCCUUAACCAUUUUUUCUGCCAUUUGUCUGCAACAUAUUCUACAUGGUUUACAUUUAAUUCCCUACAUUCCUCACACGGUCUCUUUAGGUCUGUUUGUUAGUGUUAGGUAGUCAGUUCGACAGAGGGUCUGUGAUGGCACUUUAGUUCACUGUUUCAAACACUACGGCUCAUUUUCUCAUUCAUUUACCAUUCUAACAUUUUAAAUCUGUAAACAUAUUACAACAAGCUUUUUUCUUUUUAGCUUCUUGGCACACUUUAUAGUUAAAGCCCCCCCCCCCCCACCAAUUCCUCUGGCUGAUUAGAGCUCUGGCAGGUUCAGGUUUGGUGGAGCAAUGCUGGAGAUGAAACAAUGUCACAAAACCAACAGAAGAGUGAAGGAGAUGUCAAGUACAGUUUGUACAUGUACACAGUCUUUUUUUACCACUUGUGGGCAGCACAACAAGCUGAAAACAGUAACGUUGAUACGUUGACAAACGGUCAUUAACUUGUUGAUUUGGUGGACAGGUAGUGAACAGCGGGUUAUUAGAGCUUUGUCAGUGUGUAAAAGUAUUGAUUAGUGGAGAUUUAAAGAUAUUUAACAUAAUUAUAUUCAUCCCAAACAGAUUAUUCAUAUAAUAUCAAUAAUGUCAAUUAACCCGAACCAGUCCCUCAAAGAUGUGGCUCUUCAACAUGCCAUGUACAGGUAUGUAUGUAUGUAACUGAUGCAUAGAGCACAGUUUAUUGUAUGUACAUGUUGAGUUUUCGAAUGUAACAAGCCUUACACAUAGUGUGUGUGUGUGUGUGUGUGUGUGUGUGUGUGUGUGUGUGUGUG